Molecule: messenger RNA, 2209 nt
Organism: Arachis stenosperma
Lineage: Eukaryota; Viridiplantae; Streptophyta; Magnoliopsida; Fabales; Fabaceae
Exons: 6
Coding region: 881-1273 (130 amino acids)
Source: RefSeq, a predicted model, not a curated record
AUUUAGCAUCAUCCGUGGUAACGACAGCUGGCAGGCAAAGAACAGUGUUUCCUCCGGUAUGCCUUGAAGCGGGAAUUUUUCCGCGCAAAUCCAUCUCAAAUUCAAAUUCCCUCUCUUCCCUUUUACUUUUGGUGAUUGAACAUUAAGAAGCAACAAAAGCAAAGAAAACAAAACUUCAGGGAUCUUCAUCAUCACGAAGAUCAUCUUUUAUGAGGGAGAUUUGCUACUUGCAACUGAAGAAGAGGCUAUUUUAGGACGAGAUAUCUCCACCAUUUCAAAUUCAUUCCCUUUCUCCUCUUUACUCUCAAGUCUCACCAGAUUUCAACUCCCCAAAACGUACUUUCCACUUCAAAACAAACCCUAAACCCCUUGAUACUCCAAUUCUUGCUCCGCCAUUUCACUCGGCACCUACAAGCUCAACAUCUUGCUCCGCCCUUUAUCUUCGUGUGACCUUGAUUGGUGACUCUAUUCAUGCUAUGUAGCCAAACAUGGGUCAAGGAGAAGCUGUACCUAUAUCUCAUUGUUGCAUAAAAAUCUAAUAUAGGAUCUGUACUCUGAGACUCCUACGAAGAAAUCUGACUUUGGAGAUCACUGGAAGCUUGGAAUCGAGGAUGGUGCGAAGCCUCAGGUGUACAAUGAAAAGCAUGAGAAGCUGUUAUCUGCUGUGGCUGGGGUGGAAGACGGUCGCGGUGGUUCAUAGUGGUGCCACAGAUUGUGUACAUCCUGAGCGGCACAAACAGGGACGCUUGGAGUGGGUUCUCAAUAUAGGCCUUUGAGAAUCUCUGGGAUUCGUUCGUCUUUCCCUUACAUCUGCGGUUAUGCUUUGGCUUGACAAUGGGAUUAUCUGCAAAGACAUCUAUGAAGAUGUGAAAAAGUGACAAUGUUUCGGAUGACUACUGUGAUAUGGAGCUUGACGAGAUGGAGCAUGCAAAAGAUGAUUUUGAUGUCAAUGAUUAUGGUGAGGAGGAUGAGAAAGAACAAGGAGAAGAGGAAGAAGAUGGAGAGGAAAGAACAAUUGUGGAAGACCAAAGUGGAUGGAAUAAUGAUGAGAUGGAACAACUUGAGAUACAAAUGUCCCAAAUCAGAGAGAGAAAGAGAUGUAUAUGACAAGUUUGGCUACACCUAUCAGAAUAGAGAACAGAAUAAUAAAUAUAUAGGGAUUCACCCUCGACUUAAAGCUAAGAUCAAAGGUGUAUUUGUGCUGCAGUUUAAUGACAAGACUAUUUUAUGUUGUAUUAUCUGGCAAGGGGUUACACUAUUGACACAAUCUUAAAGAGUGAGUCGACCUUAUGGAAGUUGAAAAUGAGGCUUCAGAAAAUCAAAGGAAGAACUCAAGAGGCACAGGUGGCAAUGAAAACCAUAACAACAAAAGCAAGUAUAAUGCAUAAAAAAAGGGGUAAAUAAAUGAAAAUUUUAUUUAUUAAGAGAUAGUAUAUAGAAUUAAUCAGGUAUAAACUCUUUUGGUUGAAUUUUAUAUAAUGAUAGAACUAUUCAAUUUUUUAUGAUAAUUUUUGCUGCAUUUUUCAAGGAAAAUCAAUUGGGUGUUCAUUAUUUGAAUGCAAAUUAAGAUUUCAAAGAUCAAUGAUUUGCUUAUACAUUUCUAGAAUAAUUUAGUAAAAAUUAAAUAUGCUCUUUUGCAGCAAAAUAUAGGCUCUUAUUUUAUUUUACUUUACUUUUUAUUCUGUAGCUUAAUCAGCACUUUAUUGCUGAGGCUACAAAUGUGAAUGCUAAAUGUGCAUAAUUCAUCAUUUUUGUUAUGCAUAACACUUCUAAAUAUGGGUGGCACUCUUGCAUGUGUUUUAGCAUUCAACUCAUUUGUACUACCUCAUAAUUGAUUUAACAAAUAUUCUCUUACUUGAUGAACCCAACUAUUUUCUUGCUUGAUGAACCAACCAAUCACGUUGGUAAUCCUACCCUCCCUUAUGAAAAGCCUUUUAUUUGUUGAGGUGCUGUUUUAUAAAAUAGUUAUUCUUAUAAAGUAGUUGAACUUGAAAUAUUGUAAUCUAAGUUUAAUUUUCUUUCGAUGAUUGAUGUGGUUAUGCUCUUAGUUGAACUAUAUUGUUAUAAAAUUAGUUUGCUACGGUGUUAUUAGAUUUCAUUUGGUUGCUAAAGCUCAUUGUUUUGUUUUAAUGAAACAUUAGAUCAGAACUUUCACAUUUAAGUAUUUAACCGGCCAAAAAAGCUAACCAAAUGAGCAGAAUAAUGAUCA